Durio zibethinus is the source of this 937-nucleotide messenger RNA. RefSeq names its product nuclear factor Y, subunit B6 (gene NF-YB6). The record is from RefSeq and is a predicted model, not a curated record. Gene Ontology annotation, cellular component: CCAAT-binding factor complex; nucleus. Lineage: Eukaryota; Viridiplantae; Streptophyta; Magnoliopsida; Malvales; Malvaceae. Gene Ontology annotation, molecular function: RNA polymerase II cis-regulatory region sequence-specific DNA binding; protein heterodimerization activity; DNA-binding transcription activator activity, RNA polymerase II-specific. Gene Ontology annotation, biological process: regulation of transcription by RNA polymerase II.
UUAUAUUUAUUAUACCUAGCUAGCUAGUCACUUAGGUCGUUUGUGGGUCGCGCUAGUUAACGCUUUGAGCAAGGCUUCCGCGCUUCCAACUGCAUUUUUGUUGUCCUUGCCUUCUCUAUCUAUACGUAUGUCGUGUUCCUAAUCGUAGCCUUCUACGCGGAGAAAAAGGGUCCAAUACCUAACCAAAAAUUAAACUCAGUGGGUCGGCUCAUGUCACGUGGUUGCGAAGAACAGGAUUGAAGGUGCCAGAGAUCAACAUUAGAAUGGCUGAAGCCAACCAUACAAUCAACCACUCAAACUCUGAUGAAAAUGAGUGCAUUGUGAGAGAACAAGACCGCUUCAUGCCAAUUGCAAAUGUUAUCAGGAUAAUGCGCAAGAUCCUCCCUCCACACGCCAAAAUCUCCGACGACGCUAAGGAAACAAUCCAAGAAUGUGUGUCGGAGUACAUCAGCUUCAUCACUGGCGAAGCCAAUGAGCGCUGCCAACGUGAGCAACGCAAGACUAUCACUGCUGAGGAUGUGCUGUGGGCAAUGAGCAAGCUAGGGUUUGAUGACUACAUCAAACCUUUGACAGUUUACCUCCACCGCCACCGCGAACUGGAGGGUGAACGCGGUUCAAUCAGAGGUGAGUCACUGAUGAAGAGAGCAGUUAAUUAUGGAGCUUUAGGUGUUUCUGCUUUUGCACCUGCCUUUCACAUGGGGCAUCACCAUGGGUUCUUUGGGGGUGGAGCCACAGGAGGAUAUCUCAAGGGUGCAUCCAAUGCAGGCUCUUCACAGGCUGCAGUGGCAAAUGGGGAACCGUAUGACCAGCAUAAAUGAGGGUACAGCAAUAAUAAGGAUUAGUAAGGAAUGUUUGCUGGGCAAACCGUGUGACACUAAUUAACUCAGUGAAAUUUUUUUUUUUUUUUUAAUGUUGACUUGCAGCUGUUGCGGAAACA